GUGCUGCUUUGCAAGUUGCCACUCUACAGGAGGCAUUGACAAGCCGCGAGCGACGACGAACGACUAUGGUGGUUGAGCUAUGGAAAGGGAAGAAAGAGAGAAAGAGAGAGAAUCAGAGAAGUCCACAUCAAUCACUUCCAAACGACUCUGUUUAAAUUCCCCUGUACACGAUGUUGAUGAAGGUUACCUAAACACCGAUCGAUCCGCCGGAGGAGCAAUUUGCCGUCGUUUGAUAGAAGAUAUGCGAAAUGUCGCUGGUUCAGCCUCAUCUCGAGGCAUCGUUGCUGUUGUUGGCGUUGGUCCCAAGCUCGGCCGUUCAAUCGCUCGCAAAUUCGCUCACGAAGGUUACACCGUCGCCAUCCUCUCUCGUGACCUAGAUAAACUAUCGUCAUUAGCCGAAGAGAUAGCGAGGGAGGAGAAAGCGCAGGUGUUCGCAAUACGAAUCGAUUGUUCCGAUUCGCGAAGUGUGAAGGAGGCGUUUGAAGGUGUCCUGUCUCUAGGAUUCGUGGAAGUUCUUGUUUACAAUGCUUACCAACCGCUCGUCACUAGCUGGCGUCCUAACUCCUCAAUCGAUAUUCCAAUCGACGCAUUCGAGAAAUCUAUCGCCGUUUCCUCUGUCGGUCCAUUCUGAUGGAAAUGCGCCACAACAGUAAACAACAAA
Molecule: messenger RNA, 661 nt
Organism: Impatiens glandulifera
Lineage: Eukaryota; Viridiplantae; Streptophyta; Magnoliopsida; Ericales; Balsaminaceae
Exons: 2
Coding region: 80-631 (183 amino acids)
Source: RefSeq, a predicted model, not a curated record